Messenger RNA from Colletotrichum higginsianum IMI 349063, 903 nucleotides. RefSeq names its product MAGE family protein. NCBI's taxonomy places the organism in Eukaryota, Fungi, Ascomycota, Sordariomycetes, Glomerellales, Glomerellaceae. The transcript has 3 exons. The coding region runs from base 1 to 903 and encodes 300 amino acids. The record is from RefSeq and is a predicted model, not a curated record. Gene Ontology annotation, biological process: DNA repair. Gene Ontology annotation, cellular component: nucleus.
AUGGCUGACAUCGAUCAGGUGGAGGAUGAAGACUCAGAGGAGGAAUCCAGACACCCCAGACAACGCCGAAGCCGCGAAGAGUCCCACGAUGAUAACGAAUCCGAGGACGACGCUGUAGACGCGGCUGUUAGUGCAGAAGAUCAGCUCGCAAAGAAGCUUGUGCGCUAUGCCCUGGCUUGCGAGUUCUCACGGACACCAAUCCGUCGAGAUGGAAUCAAGGAGCGGGUUCUUGGAGACCAAGGUAGAGCCUUCAGGAAAGUCUUCGAAAUGGCCCAACUGCAGCUUCGCACCGUUUGGGGCAUGGAGCUGCAGGAACUCGCCGUUAGGGAAAAGUUCACAAUGGCAGAGAAGCGCCAAGGCAAGUUCGGGGGAGACUUUGAAGCUUCCGGCGUCUUCGUCCUCUCUACGACCCUCCCUGCCACCUACCGCACUCCCGCCAUCAUCGCCCCCUCGAAAGCGCCUUCCAUUGAAACCGAGGCCUCGUACAUAGGCUUUUACACCAUGAUUAUAACGAUCAUCCUUGCCAGCGGGGGGGAGCUGUCGGAACAGAAGCUGCGGCGACAUCUUAACCGCCUCAACGCUGAAGCCAACGUCGCAUCGGAGAAGACGGAAGACGUGCUGAAGCGGAUGCAGGCACAGGGAUACGUUGUGCGAAAAGUGCAGAAGAACGCGGCGACGCAGGCGCAGGACGGAAGCGAGGACAUCACUUGGCUUGUCGGCCCACGCGGGCUCGAGGAGGUCGGCAUCGGUGGGGCCGCCGGCCUGGUGCGUGCCGUCUACGGCGAGCAGGCGGAUGCAGAUCUUGAGAAGAAGAUAACGGCGACUUUCGGGAUUUCAUCGGCUACUGAUGGAGAGGGUGACGUGGAUAUGUCGCAGGCUCCGGAGGCUGGUCCAUCGUACUGA